AGAACGAUGACGAGACAGUUUCAACAAGCUUGUUAUCAUCUCUCAAAGGCAGGCUUUCCAACUUCCAAAAAUCAACAAAGUUGAGAGUCCAACGAGAGAGUAUUGCAUGUGUGUCGUCUCCAAUUUUAAAGCAAGUUUUUAUCAUCGCAAUGUCGCUCGCCAAACACUCAAAACAUAAUGGCUGGUUUUCCCGAAAACGAUGGACCUCAUGAGAUAUGGCAAUAGAACAAUUGAACACGAGUGGUGUCUUCGAUGAAAAGUGACGCAGAUUUUUGUUCUAAACGUGAGCAGGCAUUUUAAGAAGUGAAGACGAGUUAUGAAAUCGGUGGCGUUGCACUAAGGCGUCGUGGCGGUGUGGCAGUUUUUUGUUCUACAGACGAUGCUAGGCUUUGUACAUUUUUAGUUAACCUAAUACAUUUAACUAGGUAACCUCACCCAACGUUUCCCUCUCGACCUGCUCCCUUAUUGCCACCAGGUGUAUGGCCAUUGGUUUUCCCCUUGCCCGAAAAUUUGUCUGUGAUGUUGUAGGAAAAAGAAUAGAUGAAAUAGAAACUACGAAGAGGGCCUCCACAAAGGGAUUCAAAUUAGGCAAAACUUGUGAGACUGCAGCUUGAAAUGCGCAAUAUUACCAAUUUUUUCUUUGUGAGCAGACAUGCACGCUUUUCCGUUUUUGGUUUGUAAUUUUUGAAACGCUACUGCAAGACCAGUAAUUUGUAUUUGAUCGACUGAAUCGCACAAGAUGUAGAAGAAGGCACUACUGCAAGAGCAAUUAAAAAGUUUUCUAGCAUAUUAAAAAAACUCAUUUUCAAAUGAUCAAUGAUGCAAGUAGACCCUCAAGAAAGGAGAAUCACUUUUCGAUGCCCUUUCUCCUAAAAGAAGUUGGCCUCACGGGUGGACGACGUAAUAUUAAAUAAGAAUGUUGCGAUUUUUCGCACUAUGCUGUGGUGGCACCGCAGCGGACAGCGACCAGAAACGAGAGGCAGAAGCGACUGCUGCCAGACAGCGUGCCGAAGCAGAAAGAGAUCCACUCGCAUUGAUUAUGGCUUCAAAGCAGAUAUAACUUCGGGAAGAAAAAAAACACAAUCGAGUUUUGUCUCAACCUGGGGAUAGAUCUGUUGCUAUCCUCUUCUAAUCUUAGCUCCGCGGAGGAAGAAUCUGGGGAUGAGGGUGCGAAUGUAGUGACCAACAGCAGAUGUGGAUCAAACAGCCCUAUAGAUGGCCUUGGCGGUGAAGUACGAACAUCUCCAAAGGUUAUGGAGCCUGUUUGCAAUUCCAAUUUCGAUGGUAGGUAGUAGCUCUGUUUGUUUGGAUGAGAAUGAAAUGCUUUUGCACUUAGCAUUUAUUUCUUUGUGUGCUCUGUAAUGAAUCUUCCAGUAUUGGGAUUUAUUGUGUAGAGUAGGUGGAUGAUGAUCUCUGUUAGUAGUGAAAUGGUUAGUAUUACUAGAUUUCACCCCAGAGGAGCUCUACCUCUACAUUCACUCUACUCAGUCGUCUCAUACAGUCUCGUCUUUUUCGACAAUUAUGUCUCUAAUGAUUCCUCAUCGCGUGGUUCCAGAGGUUGCGGCCGGUCGUCGACGAUAAGCUUUAGUGCCGAAGUCCAUUCCAAGGAAUACCAUGUUUUAGAGGAUACAGAUGAGGAAGAUUCGACUGGGACACGCGAAGAGACGAAUGUUAUGAGGAGGGCACAGUGCUAUAAAUGCGAUUUGUUGAUGUAGCAAUAAUCUUCUUUCAAAGUAGAUUGAAUUGAAAUGCAGAUUGAAUGAAUUUGUAGUAGUUGAAUAGGUACUAGUUCUUGUAGUCUGUAGUACUUGUCGUGUGCAGGAUCCCACGACCACGCGCACCUCUCUUCCACGACCACAGUUCUAUACGUAUCUAUUCUUGAAUCCAUAUUACUACAUUUCUAAAGCAAAUGACGAGCAGCUGGAGGAGGAUGAAGACAAUAGUUCGAAUUCCAGGCCAGCAGCAUCAGUUGUAGAAGACGGCAAUGCCAAAGAAGAAGAUGAAGGGGUGGAGUCUCCCACAGAUGUCAUGAAAACGAGGAGGGUGCUACCCUUAAAAACGCCAGCAGGUGGAAAGAAGUUAAGCACUUUUUAUUUUAGUUCGAAACAAAUUGAAUUUUGACAAGAACGUAUUAGAAGUAGCUGUUUCGAAAAAUAUUUAUAGAAGGUUUAUUUUUUCAGUAAAAGGUCACAAAUUUAUUUCUGAGACCACAAGGCAGUACUAGAAAUUGAGUAGAGGAAGAAAGUAUCAGGAGAACCCAGCUUCUUGGUCGAGCAUUUCUAAUCAAAAGGAUGCUAGUCCCAGAAAGUGACUCCGACGAUGAGGCGAGCACCGACGAAGAUUCGGCAUUGCCAGUGUAUGCAAGGGGUGCUAACUUCGCAAUCCACGACGCCUCUGGCCCAAAGAAACGGAAUAGUGGAGCUGCUCAGAAAGUCAUCAAAGUAUAAUUUCACCUAGAUCUUCUUUAUUCUCGUACAUGUACUUGUUGUUCUUUUCCAAGAACUACAGUACCCGUGUUCGUCAGAUUCCUCAUGGACAGCUUGAUUUUAGCACAACCGCUGAAUUCCUUCUAAAGCAGCACACCGCUUCUCCUCCUCAUUUUUGUCAUCACAGCAUGCAUGAACCAUGCAUCUUGCUCAAUUUUACAACAACUUGAACCUACUCUGUCCUGUUUUACGUUCUAUUUCACUCUCUAUAAUGAAUCACAAGGACCCCUCGCCAGACUCGGAUAGUACCGUGGCUCCAAGUACUUCGGAAGAGACGAGCUUACCUGGGGUUACUGUGCAGAUGACGACGGUAACUACAACAGUGCAGACAACGGUUAGUACAUCUUCUGUCUCGGUAUCUGCGAAUGGAAGUACUGGGUACGGAAAAAUGCCUAACACGACAACUUAAGGAUAACCCAUCUCUUACGCCACGUUUUAGCCAGUUCCUACGUGAAAUGAGCUAAGAGGUGGUCCAAAAGAUGGGUUGUUGGUCCCUCUAAACAAGAGAGGUGCGGAGUUCAGCUGCGUGUGCGAAUUUUGUCGAGGAGGCAUCUCUGUCAAAUCCAUGCUCGCCUUUUGCUCAAGUACCCUCUGCAACAUCCUCAUCAUAUAGUAGAAAACCCCUCAACGAAGAAGAUCGUGGACCAGGAUUAACUAGUCAAUCCAUCUACGAGGACGAAGAAGAAGUGAGUUCCUACGACAAUACCACCAGCUUGGAUCACAUGGAUGGCUCUACUGAAGAGUCUUCGGCGUCAGCGUCCUUUGAUAAAGGCAAAGCAUGCGGCUCGCGAAAACGGUCAUCUUAAGGCACAGCGAGAAAGGGGCAAAUACAUAAAACAACGAGGAAGCUAAUCCUCCACCUCCGUACUAAUAGAAGUAAAAAGAUACUAAAAUCUAUUAACGUACAAGGAACAGUACGUUAAUAGAUUUUAGUAUCUUUUUACUUCUAGUAGUACGGAGGUGGAGGCAUCUUUUACCUAUCCUUACCUUUUCUUUCUUCCUAGUUAGCUUGGCUCCACCCGUUCUAUUAGUACGGAGGUGGACGAUUAGCAUCCUCCCGAUUUCCACUGAUUCAAAAAAUUCUAAUCCAAGAUGUCCUCCUCUCGCAAAAGCCGAAGUGUCAUUGGUCUCACAGCAGAGGAGAUUUUGGCGAAAGCAGCUUCUGCGGAACCACAGAAAGGCAUUUUGAAACGAUUUUCCAAGUACAACGAUACUUAUGGCGAUACUUAUUACUUUACAGGUUCACUCUUUAUACCCAAAAUAAACAAAGCACUAAUGGUUGUUCCCCUUUCAUCGAUUUGUUGGCCCGUCAUGACUUCACUUCAUCUGUCUCUUGUUAGAAAACCUUAGCUUACUGAAGAGCAAUUUUGACUAUACUAAAACAGUGUGGUUUUUGUUGUUGUUGUCUAAACAGGUUUUUCUGCCUUUUCUUGUGUCGCCCUUUCUAAGAUCCGAACUUCACGCCGAAUGAACUUGCCGCCUACUACGGAAUCACGCCGAACCUUGACUAUGUUUGAAGCGGAGAGAGAGCUUAAGAGAGAAACUUGCUGAACGCUUGAACCCCGAGGAAAGCUGCAAGCUGUCUGCUACUGAUAUUUGGGACCACCACAACACCAACAUGACGACGAUUACGCUUGGGAAAAUCAGUACGAGAAAAGGCAGGACUGAAUCAAAGGCAGCUGGUCUUCUCGAUCACGGAUACGACGCUUUCGUCUGGGUUCCGAUGAUCCAUUCUUAUCAAUUCCUCUGAAACUUGAGAAGAUCUUCGUGAAACGAGCGGCUUCUCGUCGAGGACGCCCAAAAGAGGACUUUAACUUUCCACCUCAAUAAGUAUUAGUUUGAGUGCGCUACAUGUAGUGCGGAAGACUUAGUACAGUAACAAUGUCUAUCAUGAGUCCCUUUACCCCCACAACCAUGUGAUGACAAGAACUUCGGAGUAGUGUUUUUUUACCCUUGUCGUGUACGCUAGCUCACGCUACGUUACCGUUCGCAGUAUAAUGUUUUUUAGCUUUCCCUCGACCACAGCACAACCUCACCAGAUCAUUCUUCGCACUAGUACUUAGUUUGAGACGGCGCGUUCUUCUCUAUAAAUAUAAUGGGAGAAGUUACCCCGACUACUUCGGAAAUUUGAAAUUUUUUUAUGCUAUUAGUUGUAAAUUAGAGAUGUUGAAGGUUCUCCAAAUCUCUCAUCAAAAUUUUCGUCGUAGUCGUUUGUUAUCUGCUUUAUCUGUAGUACACGACCUAACCUAACGACCCGCCAAGUCAAUCACCACUAAUACACAUCAAAUAUUUGUAAUAAUCAAGUAGGCAUUCAAGACUCCCAUUAUAGCAUUCAAAAAGAACAGUUCCAGUCACAGUGUAAAUGUUGUUCUUACGUCUCCUUAUUCAUACUCAGAAAUCGUAUCUUACAUUCUUCAUAAUGAUGGAGUAUAGAAUCGCAGCACCAGUUGGCAGUAAUGUCUUCUAGUAGGAGGGAGCCAUCUUUCGCAUUCGGAAUCAGAAGAAGUCCAGGGAAAGGCCACUUGAAUGAUCGAUUGACUACUUCGUUGCUUGAUCUUAGUGGUGAGGGUGAAAAUGUAAAACAGUCGGUUCUGCUAGAUUGCCAGAUCGUUGUACGCGCAAAGCCGUUCUAGGGCAUAGUGAGUUCUCUCUAUUGGAAACGCGCGCCGCCGUUUCUAGACUAGGGCAAAGUGAGUUCUGCUUAUAGGAGUAACGAUGAUAGAGGCUACAGGCUUUCCCUGCGAAGGGCAAAGCAAUUCCUAUCGUAUCCCUUUUACUUGUUCACGAAGGAAAAAACUGACAGAAGAGGUCAUGCCCUUGAUUCGAGUAGGACUCGGAUUAACCUUGAUUCAUGUCGUGUAUGAAUGUAAAUAUAGAUUUCUUGACUAGUAUCUAAGGUUGAAAACUUUUACUUGACAGAAGUUGUUGAUCUGAAUCUGAAAGAAACCCAUCCCCCUCAGCGACCCAUGUAUUCUGAGACGAUCUUCGUAUGUGUAAAAAAGGCGCGACCCACCCCCACUUCCCUCUGUGUAAGAAACUUGACGACUAACCCCAACCCAAACUCAUGCAUGACGUACCCCUGGAAUGGGUUUUUUACUACUACUACUAUAUUUGAC
Amoebophrya sp. A25 is the source of this 5602-nucleotide messenger RNA. The record is from the annotation of a GenBank genome assembly. Lineage: Eukaryota; Dinophyceae; Syndiniales; Amoebophryaceae.